CCGAUCGGAGCGACAAUCCUUUCUCAUCCUCACGCACCCUUUCGGAAGGUUUGUUAUCCGAAUUCCGUAACACACCAUCAUCCGCAGGCGCACGGACAGUACACAGGCAACGGCGCGUCCACUCGGGAGCAUCGCAUCGGAUCGUGGUGAAGAGUGAAAGGAGCAGAACCCCGAAACUACACUGCCAACAUGUCAGAAAACAAGAGCCCGAUCAAGUAUUUCCUGUCCGGAGGGUUCGGAGGAGUGUGCACGGUGCUGGCGGGCCAUCCACUGGACACGAUCAAAGUGCGCCUGCAGACGAUGCCGCUUCCGGCGGCGGGUCAGGCCCCGCUGUACGCCGGAACACUGGACUGUGCUAAGAAAACGAUCGCUCGGGAGGGCUUCCGGGGCCUGUACAAGGGCAUGUCGGCCCCGAUCACAGGCGUAGCUCCGAUCUUUGCCGUCAGCUUCUUCGGGUUCGGCGUGGGCAAACGGUUACAGCAACGAACGCCGGACGAGGAACUGUCGUACGGGCAGCUCUUUGCAGCCGGAGCCUUUUCCGGAAUCUUCACCACGACGGUGAUGGCCCCAGGCGAGCGGAUCAAAUGCUUGCUGCAGAUACAGCAGGGAGGCAACACGCCCCAGAAGUACAGCGGCAUGGUCGACUGCGCCAAGCAGUUGUAUGCCGAGGGUGGCAUGCGUAGCAUCUACAAGGGCGCCUUUGCCACGUUGCUGCGCGAUGUGCCCGCGUCCGGAAUGUACUUCCUCACGUACGAGUACAUUCAGCGAGCGCUGGCACCGGCACCGGGCGUCAAACUGGACGCGUCGGUCGCACUGCUAGGAACAAUCUUUGCCGGGGGCAUGGCCGGCAUCGCUAACUGGGCGAUCGGAAUGCCGGCGGACGUGCUCAAGUCGCGGCUGCAAACCGCACCCGAGGGCACCUACCCGAAGGGCAUUCGGGACGUGUUCCGGGAGCUGAUGAAGACGGAGGGACCACUGGCCCUGUACAAGGGUGUGACGCCCGUAAUGCUGCGAGCCUUCCCCGCCAAUGCUGCCUGCUUCAUCGGCGUGGAAGUGUUUAUGAAAUUCCUCAACGUCGUCGCGCCGGGCCUGUAACACGGAAAGAUUCGUUGGGGACCCUUCUUGGCCUCUCUACGUUAGCGCUACGUUCGCGUUGCUCGAACGUGUACUCACACGCAUCACUCUCCGCUGUGGCCUCGGCGAACACUCGCGUAGAGUAGCGGGGCAAACAAUCACCCCGCUGGUUCGGGAGUAUUGCGGA
This is a messenger RNA of Anopheles cruzii, 1261 nucleotides long. RefSeq names its product congested-like trachea protein (gene colt). Lineage: Eukaryota; Metazoa; Arthropoda; Insecta; Diptera; Culicidae. Gene Ontology annotation, molecular function: O-acyl-L-carnitine transmembrane transporter activity. Gene Ontology annotation, cellular component: mitochondrial envelope. The record is from RefSeq and is a predicted model, not a curated record. Gene Ontology annotation, biological process: carnitine transmembrane transport; mitochondrial transport. The transcript has a single exon. The coding region runs from base 190 to 1095 and encodes 301 amino acids.